Messenger RNA from Clonostachys solani, 1938 nucleotides. The record is from the annotation of a GenBank genome assembly. Lineage: Eukaryota; Fungi; Ascomycota; Sordariomycetes; Hypocreales; Bionectriaceae.
AUGCGCUACUCAGUGGCUUUCCUUGCGGCGGCCGCUGCCGUCGCGGCCCAUCCUGUCCAGCAGGGAUAUGCGCCGGGCAUGAUUGCCCGUGACCCCGAAGCGGGAGAUGGCACCCUCAAUGCUGCCCUCAUGGUUCGUACAAGGCAAUCUACAAACAAAGGCUGGCUAUUUGACACUAACCCUAAUCACAAAAAGGGCCGAGACGAAGAAUCCCGUGAUAAGAGCGAAUACAUCGUAGCCGAAGCCCGCUCUGACGAGAAACCUGUCAGAGCCACGUCCAAGGAAGAGAAAGCUGCACAUAAACAGAAGCUGAAGGAUGCGACGCAGUGUAAGCAGAGCAUCGAUGACGUGAAGGGGAAGCUCGACGACGCCAACCUGGAGUUUCCCGACGAGGAGAGGGCUCUCAUGAAGAAGCUGACGGCCGAGUCCGAGGCUGAGGAAAAGGAGAAGGUGAUUAAUGCCAAGGAUCAGAAGGAAAAGGCCGAAAAGGCCAAGGAGAAGGCUGAAAGGGCUAAGGAAGAGGCCAAGGAGAAGGCCAAGACGAAGAAGGAAAAGGCCAAGGAGAAGGCGAUCGAGAAGGCCAAGGAGAAGAAGAUCAAGGCCGAGGAGGAGAAGAUCAAGGCCGAUGAGAAGAAGAUCAAGGCCGAUGAGAAGAAGAUCGAGGCUGACACGAAGAAGAUCAAGCCCAAGAAACUCACCAAGGAAGAGUUGGACCAAAUCUUGGAGAAGAGGGAGCCUAACAAGAAGGAGAAGGAGAAGGCCAAGGAUGCUGCCAAGGAUGCUGCCAAGGAUGCCGCCAAAGACGCUGUCAAGAAGCACAAGGACGAUAAGUCUGAGAGAAAGUCGGAGAAGAAGACGGUGGUGAAGUCCGAGGAGAAGAUUGAUGAGAAGACUGUCACAAAGGACAAGAGGGGCGUUGACAAGAAGAAGAAGAAGAAGCCUUCCAAGGAGAAGGAGACUUCCAAGGAGAAGGAGACUCUCAAGGAGAAGGAGACUCCCAAGGAGAAGGAUGACAAAGACGCUGCCAAGGAGAAGGAAGCCGAUGCCAAGAAAGACAAGGCUGGUGAGAAGGAGGAGCCUUCCAAGGUGAAGGAGACUUCGAAGGAGAAGGAGACUUCGAAGGAGAAGGAGUCUUCCGAGGAGAAGGAAGCCGAUUCCAAGAAAGACAAGAGGGCAUUGUCUAAGAAGAAGAAGAAGCCUUCCAAGGAGAAGAAGCCUUCUAAGGAGAAGGAGACGUCCAAGGAGAAGGAAACUUCUAAGGAGAAGGAGACUCCCAAGGAGGACGAGCCUUCCAAGGACAAGGACAACAAGGACUCUGCCAAGGAGAAGGAAGCCGAUGCCAAGAAGGUCAAGGUCGAGGAGAAGGAGAAGGAGACUGUCUCCGAGAAGGACAAGUCUGACAAGAAGAAGGAUGCCUCCGAGACAGGAGAGGCUGUCGAUCUUAGAGACUUGAGGGUAAAAUUCCCUGCUCGAGACUUCGUCUGCGAUUGUGAGAACCAUUCUGACAGGGGGCACAAGGUUGUUCGUGGAGACCCCCUGGACGAGGACCAGAAGCCAUACGAAUCCAAGGUAAAACACCCUCCUCGCAACUCUAUCUACGCCUGUGAGAACCAUUCUGACAAGAGACACAAGGUUAUUCGUGAGGACCCUCCUGACAAGGGCCGUAAGUUCAUCCGUGAGGAUCCCCCCGACAAGGGCCGCAAGUUCAUCCGUGAGGAUCCCCCCGACAAGGGACGCAAGUUCAUUCGCGAAGACCCCCCCGACAAGGGCCGCAAGUUCAUCCGUGAGGACCCUCCUGACAAGGGCCGCAAGUUCAUCCGUGAGGAUCCCCCCGAUAAGGGACGCAAGUUCAUUCGCGAAGACCCUCCCGACAAGGGACGCAAGUUCAUCCGUGAGGACCCUCCUGACAAGGGCCGCAAGGUGAUGCGCUUCUUUUAA